Molecule: messenger RNA, 10131 nt
Organism: Mytilus californianus (California mussel)
Lineage: Eukaryota; Metazoa; Mollusca; Bivalvia; Mytilida; Mytilidae
Product: NFX1-type zinc finger-containing protein 1-like
Exons: 4
Coding region: 275-6853 (2192 amino acids)
Biological process (GO): regulatory ncRNA-mediated heterochromatin formation
Cellular component (GO): nucleus; nuclear RNA-directed RNA polymerase complex
Molecular function (GO): zinc ion binding; helicase activity
Source: RefSeq, a predicted model, not a curated record
CGAAAAGUGUAUAAACAACUACGUUGUGCUGCUAUGUAACUGUAAACAUGGUGUCAGUGACCUUUAUACUGGCCUUUGGAAGACAAGAUCAGCCAGGAACCAGAAGAAACAGAGAAGGUACCGUACGAGAGCAACAGACGAUCAAAACUUUAACCAGCAUAAAUGGUUAUAUAAUAUAAUUCUUUCUUAAUACGCGAAGACUUAUAUGAAUAAAAAUUGUAUAUUAACCAAAGGUCAUUAUUGAUUUAACAUUUUAAAGAAUCGAACAGCAAAGAUGUCUUUCAAAAGUCCUGGAAAUUGUUUGACAUCUAGACGCAUAUUGGAAAUGUUUGAAAAUAACAUAGACGAGAAAGAAUUGUUGCUCAGUCUAACAUCGACUAACAAUUUAGAAUAUUUUAUGAAUAAAUCUGAUUUGAAGUGGGAAACAAUUUCUGCUUUUGUACACAUCGUAAGCACGGCCCUUGGUGGCAGAGGUAAUGCGGACUUGAUGUUACGGCUGUUGUGCGAUAUUUCAGAUUCAAGCCUUCUAGGAUUCGAUGGCUUGAGCUUACUACAGCAGUAUGACGAACAUCUAGAAUGUUUUCAUCCACUAAACUGUCUCUUAGAUGAUUUUAUUCUGAUAAUUCAGCAGCUGUUUAUGAGAACACCAAGUUCUGCAAUUACACCACAGACAAUUGGAUUAAUUGAUUUUCUUAACCAAAAGAUCAUAACCAGCGACUCUUUAGUUGAAAAGGAAACAAAACUCAAUAACGUUUCGAAAUUAAGACAGGAUAUAAUUCACACCUUAACAGAAAAGGCCAAAUGUAAGACGAUAUCAAAAGUUGAAGAGGACUUUGAGGAUAAACUGUUACCACCAGACGAUUUUCGUAGACUUCCCAUCAUACCGAGCGAUCGAGACGUAUUUGAACCUACCGAAUUUCUUCGUCGAAACAAGUCAAAAGGGCAAUAUUUAAACCUUGAACAUUAUCUUGAUGUUCAGUUUAGAUUAUACAGAGAGGAUUUUAUUUGUCCUCUUAGAAGCGCGGUGAAAGAGUAUAUGCAAAUAAAUCAAGAUGAAAAUCAACCACGUGGUCGUCAUAUUCGGUUAGAAGAUGGAAGGUUAUAUCGUAAUGUACAAAUUUUAGGGACCACGUUAUCACCUGAGUUUGGAUCGGUUUAUGAAAUCAAACUCGAUUAUCAACAUGUAAAGAAAAUAAACUGGUUUACCUCAAAGAGACUUAUCUAUGGGUCUCUUGUCUGCCUUUCAUUUGAUAAUUUUCGCACAGUUUUAUUCGCAGUUAUAGUUGAUUCUGACAGAAAUCAUUUGGAGCGGUUAGGUAUAUUCAAAGCACAAAUAUUCACAACAAGAAAUCACCAAAAUAUCCCACGUAACAUCAACGGUGUAAUGAUUGAGUCAUCAUCAGCAUAUUUUGAAUCUUAUCGCCAUGUUUUGGCGGCCCUAAAAAAGGUUAAAGGGCAAAUACCAUUCAAAAGAUACAUUGUCGAUUGCGAAAGGGAUAUUUUCCCACCGAGUUAUAUUAGAGAAGGGUCUCACACUUAUAACUUCAAACCUAUCACGAAACAAAGUGAUUGUGUGAAUAUUAUGAAUAUUGAAGAAUGGCCUAGUAUGGACGAUUUACACCUUGAUGCUGCUCAAUGGGAAGCAUUUCAUGCCGCUUUAACCAAAGAGUUCGUUGUAAUACAAGGUCCCCCGGGUACAGGCAAAACCCACAUAGGAUUACAAAUUGCUAAAAUACUACUGUACAACAAGAGAGUUUGGAGUGAUCGGAAUGUUUUAAUGGAUGAACACAUGUUAUACAGAAGAAUUCCGGAUGAUGAAGAUAUGUUUGAAUAUGAGUGUAAAAAUUCUGUCAUGGUUGUCUGUUUUACAAAUCAUGCCUUAGACCAGUUCCUUGAAGGAAUAAUAAAAUUUCAAAGUUUCAUUCCGAAGGAAGAUAUUGUCAGAAUAGGGAGUCGAUGUAAAAAUCCAUCAGUUGAAAAGUUUACCUUAUUUAAACAUCGAUCGAAGUUCCUAUCGAACUAUCGCAAAACAGCUUACAAACUACAACGUAUGAAAAACAUAGAUAGCAACACCAUUACACUUGUUGACAGAUUGAAAUCACGCAUGAUGCAAAUCAAAUCAAGAUUAACGGCUAUUCAAAAUAAACACAUUGUUCUUGGCUUCAUUGUUUUAAAGACUGUAAUUUCCAGCGAUCAUAGAAAAGAAUUCGGAGAAAAGCCAGACAAGAAAUUCUACCGAUGGCUUCAAGUUACGGAAGAAUUUUGGUACCAAGAAGUUGAGAAAAUCUAUCAAGGACGCCCAAAUGGUUUAACAGGCCGAGACAUAAAUAACCACAUUACUGACGAUGAUGCAGUUUAUAUUGAUAUUACAAGUGAAGCAGAAUUCGAAUAUGCUGAAAGACACAUAGAAGAUGACGAAUACGAUGAAGCAGGUAGUACCGAAAAUUUAGGUUUAGACAUCAUAAAACAGCUAAAGAAAAACGAAAAGAAAAAUAUUGAGGAAAGGUGUCGUGACGUAUUGCGCAAUGAGGCAGAAAAAGUGAAACAAAACAUCAAAUUUGGAGAAAAGAUUAUCAAAGAAACAGCAGAAAUCAUCACAAAUCUCUGGGAACUAACUUUAGAAGAUCGCUGGAAGUUUUAUCGUUUCUGGGUCUCCGAGUAUAUAAAAUCAGAAAAACAACAACUGCUAGACACUGAAGAACUAAUCAGUGCAUUGUUUGAUAGAUACAAAAAAGCUAAACUUCAAAUUGAUGAACUGAUUAUGAGCAAAGCAUCUGUUAUUGCACUGACAACAACGGCUGCAGCCCGAUAUUACGAUUCUCUAGCAAAACUGAAACCAACAAUUACAAUUAUAGAGGAGGCUGCUGAAGUAUUGGAAGCACAUAUUGUUACAGCCCUCAGUCAAAAUUGUCAACACGUCAUUCUUAUAGGUGACCACAAACAACUGGAACCUAAACCAGCUGUUUACGAACUUGCAGUUAAAUACAAUUUGUCGGUCUCUCUUUUUGAAAGAAUGAUAAAUAACGAUUUACAUUAUUAUUGCCUGCAAAGACAACAUAGAAUGAGACCUGAUAUUGCAGAUCUGGUCAGACAUAUUUAUCCUACUUUGGAAGACAACGAAAAUGUAACUUAUUACGAAGAUGUUAGAGGAAUUCGACAGAAUCUUUACUUUAUCAACCAUUCGAGCCCUGAAGUUUACAGCGAUGAUGGAAGAAGUUAUUCCAAUGAAUUCGAAGCUGAAUAUGCAAAAGAAUUAUGCAGAUAUUUGUUGAACCAAGGCUACAAGCCUAGUCAAAUAACGAUUUUAGCAGCCUAUUCAGGUCAGAUGUAUUGUAUUCAAAAGAAAAUGCCUAAAGCAGAAUUUGAAGGUGUCACCAUAUGUGUUUUAGACAACUAUCAAGGCGAAGAAAAUGAAGUCAUCAUCUUGUCCUUAGUCAGAAGCAAUCAGAACGAGGGUAUAGGGUUUCUUAAUAAAGAAAACAGGAUAUGCGUUGCAUUAUCUCGAGCCAAGAAGGGACUGUACAUCAUAGGCAACAUCGAUACUCUGACAAAGAAAUCCAAACAUUGGCAGGUUAUAUCUAAUAAACUAAAAAGUAAAAACGGUAUCGGCAAAGGUUUGUUUUUGUAUUGUCAAAAUCACCCCGAAAAGCAGGAAAUUCAAGCAAUAUCUCCAUUGGACUUCCUAAAAGCCCCUGAUGGUGGAUGUGGUAUUCUCUGUGAGUUUAGGCUGGAUUGUGGUCAUGCAUGCCGAUUUAGAUGUCACAAUUUUGAUAGGGAUCAUACCGAAUAUAAAUGUAUGAAAAACUGUCCAAGGACAUGUCCGGACGAACACCAAUGCCGUAGAAGAUGUCACGAACCCAAUCCAUGUGAAUGCUCUGUACAAAUAGAAAAACAACUUCCAUGUGGACAUAUUAACCUAGUAAAAUGUUAUAUGGAGCCAUCAGAGCAUAAAUGUAAUACAGAAGUAGAGAGACUUCUCAAAUGUGGCCAUACCGCUAUAAUGCAUUGUCACACAAAAGUUGACAGCUUUAAGUGUAAAGAAAAAGUAAUCGAUACGAGAUCUAAAUGCAGUCAUGAAUACGAAAAAGAAUGUCACAAAUCUAAGCGUGUAUUCGAAGAUGAAAUCAAAUGCUUGAUACAAACAGAAAAGACCUUCAAGACGUGCAAACACAAGAUAAUCGUAGGAUGUCAAACUGAUUUAGAUAAAAUAAAUUGCAAGGAAUACGUCACAAAGAAAUUCAACUGCGGACAUACAGUUGAAGUAGUUUGCUAUCUAGCAAAAAAUGUAACUUGCAAAGAAAAAUGCACAAAGGUUUGCGACAAACUUCAUGUGUGUAAUAGGAUAUGUCAUUAUCCUACUCCAUGUAAUUGUUCCGACAUUAUAGAAAGAGUCAUAUCCGGAUGUCAGCAUGUACAGAAAAUGGCUUGUUCAGAGGACUUGAACACGUUUGAAUGUUUGGAAAUUGUACACAAAACCUUACCAACAUGUGGCCAUGUAAACAAGGUAGAAUGCUAUAAAAAUCCAAAGGAGAUUUGUUGUUCAUUUGAUAUUAAAAAGAAAAUGCCUAACUGUCAACACGAACAAAUCCUUCCAUGUAGUGUAGAUCCGGUAUUAGACCAUGUCAGGUGUAUGUCGAACGUUGACGUAUACUUAAAAACAUGUGGACAUUCUCUCAGCGUUAAGUGUUGGGAAUCAAAAGAGGAAAGGGAAGAAUCAGCUUUACAAUGCAAUGUAGCAGUUCCAUAUACUUAUUCGUCAUGUAACCACACAACCAAUAUCCCAUGUAGUAUGAAACAAGUCAUCGAUAAAAUCGAUACUGCAGAAAACCCAAUGAAUACGAUUGAUAUACCUUUAUGUUGUCUUCACAUUUCGCAAAAAUUACCCUGUGGGCAUUCGAUUCAAAUUGAAUGUCAUAGAGCUGGACUUCCUAUAAAAUGUACUUCAAAAUGCCAGAAACUGCUUUCAUGUGGCCAUAUUUGUACGCAUCUUUGCAUUGAAUGUCAGGACGGCAUGAUCCACAAAAUAUGUCAAAGAAAAUGCGAAAAGGAGCAGCUAUGUGGACAUAAAUGCAACGGUUACAAUUGUCUACAUUGCAAACCUUGCAACAAACCAUGUACUUACGCUUGUGAUCAUAGAAAGUGUACCAAUACGUGUAGUCAACCAUGUAAACCGUGUAAACAACCGUGCGUCUGGCAGUGCCCUCAUUCAAAGUGUUCCAAAUUAUGUAGCGAAAUAUGCGACCGUCAAAAAUGUAGUCAACCAUGCAAAACGAUUCUAGGAUGUGGACACAUAUGUUCUGGAUAUUGUGGCGAGCCUUGUCCAGAUUUCUGUAUAGAAUGCAAACCAAAUCAGGUUCCGGACGAUAGGAGCUAUCUAUAUUCAAAAUUUUGUAAAACCGUAACCCUGAAGGAUUGUGGUCACACAUUUAUGGAUACAAUUUUAGAUGCAUAUAUGAGGAAAUCAAAAGAUGCUCUUGUUAUAAAAUGUCCAACCUGCAAAACAAUCAUUCAUAAACAUCCAAGAUAUGAUCGUGUCCUCAAAUGUAAAAAGCAGUUUAUGGAAGAAGCUAAGAGCAAGAUUUUGGAAAGGAAUACCGGUCGUCAAAUUACAUUUCCUUGUUAUAGUGGACACGUUGCCGAACUUAUAAAUACGUAUCUAAAAAGAUUUGCAACCUACAGACAAAUUGUUAAGUACUUGAAUUAUGAUCAAAACUUUGUUGACAAUUUAUCGUUUACAACUUGCAUUGCCAAUAGAAUACACGAUACUGUUAACAGGGAUUUAAGUCAUAUACAUAGUUUUGAAGACUUGUUUCAGGAAAUCUACAAAUUACAUACUCUUUGGGUCGUAACAAUAUGUUCAAGUAAACCGGACGUUUUGGAAGCCCCCCUUGACGACGAACGUGUUGCUGGACUUUUCAAAGACAGCAAAAAGCAUAGCCAUUUAAUUGACACUGAUGUUCUUCUUGAUAUAAAACAUGACUCCUUUACCGCUGCAGGAGCAAGACCAAAAGAUACAACAAAAACGACCAACAUUAGCAUUAAUGGGAACGAUGUAGUAAACUUGAUAAAAACACGAAUUGUUCGAGCUGAAUAUGAUCACCAACAUAUUGAUGAGUUACUUUCCCUUCUUAUCACAAGCCUUGACAGAAUUGAGGAGGAUGCGCAUUUAAUUAAUGCUAAAUCAUAUCCUGUCCUACGAGAUAAGAUGGGGAUUCAUCAGGAUGAGUGGGCCAUAUGCAGAAAAGGUCAUAUAUACUCUAUAACCAACGAUAGCAUAACGUGUUGUGUAUGCCGAGAAGCAAAGACUAAAAAGCAACCCAAAGAAUCCGUGGCACCAGACGUAACUAAAUUGGACUUUCAAAAAGAUACAAGGAGUUCCCAGAAACAAAUACAACUUUCCUGGUGCGAAAUUAGAAACCAAGUUUCAGACCAAACUCACUUUAAACAAGCACAAGACAGAUCGGUUGAAGGUAAAGAACAGAUGAAAGAAUCCAGAUUCGCAAUUAAUGAAAGAACAGUAAGAAGUAGUACACCCCAGAGAAGACCAAGAGGUAACUUUAGAGGUCGCUGUCGCUCAGCCAAUGAAGGAAAACGUGGAAAUCGUUCAAUGUCACUUAAUGAUUUUAUUACGCCGUUAUCUAGUGAACAUAUCAAAUUAAGCUCCCAUCCGAAUCAGUCAACUGGAAUUUCCGAUGAAUCACAGAACAUGAUGAGCGCAGAGGAACAAGAAGACUUUCCAACUUUGACUAAAAUUGAUAGGAAACCAGAAGGCAAUCUCAAAUUUUACUGUCCAAAGAAAGAUAAUCCGACCAUAGCAACCACAAAACAACAGAAACGAAAAAAGAGACGAUGAUUAUAUUCACAUUAUUAUAGUGAACCAUACUUUUGACAGCAGGAACAACCAAGUGUACAAAUACUUUUCGCUGUAAAUUUUUAAUUUAUAUUUGCUUUUCCUUCACGAAAUUCUAGUCAAUCAAAACUUCAACAUUAUAAUGUCAGAGUCAAAGAAACACAUAUAAGGGAGCAACCACUUAAGGGGGAGGGGGGGGGGGGCAGUUAUGAGUUUUUGUCUGAGUCAGAAAUCUUUUUUCGCCAACAUUUUUUUUUAGUUUUUCGACGCUAUCAAUCAAAUUAUUUUUUUUCAAAAUUUAACACUAUAAGGAAUGGCGAAAAUCUGGAUUCAGAAUUUAUUUUUGUCAUCUGCUUGACCACAAUUUUUUUUAGGGAAAAACCAUAACCCCCCGCCUCCCUUUCGGUUGUUCCCUAAUCUGGGGUAGAAUGUUGGUACACAUUUGUUAUCUUAUGUUUAUUUAAUGAAGCACUUGUGUGUAUCUGGAUGGAUUUUUACACAAUGUACUUAGUCUAGUUUUGCGUUGAUUGACAUUUUUUUUAAACAUUUAAACAAAUACUUGCAUUUCACUUAAUUUUUUUAUUACACGUUUUUUCAUUAUAUAAUUUCACUAAACUGAAAGAUAUGUACAUGUAUCUGUGCCUUAAUUAAUUUGUGUUACAUUUUCUUUGUCCUUUGAAUAUACAAUUUUCUGAUAAUUUAGUUUAUUCAAUGCACGAUAAAGAUGGUAUCUAAUUUAUGAACACCUUUUUGCAUAAACAAAAUAAAAUCGUGCCGGAGCGAAUGUUAAUAUUUAGCAACGGUUAUAAAUUGAUUUGUAAGUCACAAUACGGGAAAAUUCAGUUCUUUACAAAAAAAGUCCAUGGUUUUUGCAUUUUUAUUUUAUGGUCUUCAAAAAAGCACAAUUGGUAAAGCUCAGUAUAUUUUUCAAAAUUUCCAAAACAGACUAGUGUAGAAGGUAUUGCAGGGACUAAAUCUGAUAGAAAUUCAAAAGGUAUACAAUUGUUUGGAUAAUAUUCAUUCAAUAACUUAAAUCUACUAUGAUAUAAAAAAAUCUAAUUAAUUGAUCAUUUAUACAAUUUGUAUUAGUUUGCAUCUAGUGUUUUGUCUACUGUAGUUUGUCAAUUCGUCUUUUGCCAAAAAUAUGGGUCAUAAUUUUGCGAGAUUUUAUAUAAAAAUUGCCCUCCUUUUUAAUGACAUCCUGUAUUAAAAUGCAUUUAGUUUGAUAACUGUAUAUUGAUUUGGAGUAUUAUCUAUAUAUCAUAUAUAAAUAUGCUAUUGAGAAUCUUACAUUAUUAAAAGUCAAUUAUUGUAUUAAUUAAAUCAAUUAAUUUGAAAGUUCACCUUUCAAAUAAGUUCCCAAAUGAACCCCGGAACUUUAAAUAUUGUAUAUAAGUAUAGGCCAUUCUUUCUAAAAUAUUUAUAUAACUAUAGGUACUGAAUUUUAGUGAAUGUUAUAUUAAAAUGGGUACGUUUUUUGAGGCAAAAAUGGCACACCCCUACCAAAAUUAUAUCGAAGUUACCCCCCUGUGGUUAACAUGGGGCUGUAAAAUUCCACUUGCCGAAGAAAGACUGACACCACCAUUUCCAACAGAAAUCAAAGUAACUAACAAACACUAGUUACAGUUCACAAAAACACUACACUGACAACUAAAGACCCCAUCAAUAACCUAGGGUUGACUCAUGUGUUCCGGAUAAGUAAGCAGCACCUACUCUACUAGUGGCAGCCAUUGUGUUUCUUGUUUCAAUUAAAAUGCUUGUGAUAAGUUGCAUUCAGUAAUGUCAUAAAAAUUUACUCAAAAAACAAAUUACAUUUACAUACAUGUAUAUGGUUUAGACAUUAAUUGAUAAGAACUUCUUGGCUUAUUUUUAUUAUCUUUUAUAGACACAUUUUCUCAAAUCAUGAUUAAUUAUUUCAGUAAGAUAAGUUAGAUAGAUUCCAGUGUACUAUACAUGACAUAGAAGUUUAAUUCUACAGGAAAACUAAACAUUUUUCAUUUAGUACUGUCAAACUAAUAUGCAUUUGUUAUUUCUGCCAAUGAAAUGUCAAAUCACUAAAUCAGCAACCAUACAUCGUAAUGUUCUGAAGGGUCUCCUAAGAUUAUUUAGCUGAAUUAUACAUUCUCCUGGUCUGGUCUCUUAUUAUCUAAUUUAGAGAUAACAUCAGUUACCUGAAAGACAACCAUAUAUCAAAAACAUUACUUCUGUCAAAUGAUUUACAUUUAUAUAAUAGAAAAACAAAGGAUAUGGGGUACCCAUCCAUGACACAAAAUUAGUACAUGCACAGGAAAAAAAAACACAAAAAAAACCCACACACACAAAAAGCAAAGGAACAACGCUUUUAUUGCUGUUCUUCAUCUCAAAGUCUCAUUGAGGCCUUCAACACAGAGCAAAUAAACUUUUACCUCACUGCAAGUUUAAGACGGCCCCUUGCACCGGCUUAAGCGGAAUUCUUUGCAAAAAUAAUUCGGAUAGAUUGUGUAAGAUGUAACACCAUUAAAUCGGGCCCGGUCAAAAAAGAACGCACUAGAAAGUAGUGCAUGUUAAAAACAAAAUAGUUCCUACACAUAGGUGUAAAUAUCAAACUAUAUAGAAUAUAUUCUGAUAAUUUAGGUAUCAAAUGAAUGGUGAAGGACGGGUGAUCCUUGAAGAAUACAUUUUGACUGAUAAUUUUGAAUAGUACACAUUUUGACUGAUAAUUUUGAAUAGUACAAAAAUAUAUGAAUGAAUUCUAGAAUCGAGGGCAUAUACAUGUAUUGCCUGUUUGAUAGAUAUGAAGUACCUGGUUUGGUGUAUCCAAAAUUCCGAUAACCAGGGCCCUUGGCAAUAAAACUUUACUCAGUACUCGGAGUACAAAAUUUGUGCUCGAAAAACCAAAUCCAGUAUUUUGAUUGGUUGAUUUCUGAGUCCGAGUACAAUAAACGUGCUCGAAAGUUUUAUGAUCGUAAGGCCAGUACGGUCUGAUGUGUAAACAACGGUAAAUUGAUCCCGCUCCCAAUAAAUGUUUGAAAGUGACAAUAUUUUAACGUGGAUGUCUUUUAAAAUAGUAUGCAAGAAUAGUAGCAAGAUGUAAGUGAUUACAAAAUAGAAAGUUUUCCUGUAAAAGAAGUGACAAUAUUAAUUCAAUUUACGGAGAUAUAUCAGCACUAUGUCAUCCAUUGUAGUUUUGAAGUAUAAAGAAAUAUUCUCAUGAAAUAGUCUUGUAAAAAAAUAAAAAUAAAAAUGACGCGAGAACAUUGUUCUUGUUUUAUUUGUAUUUCAAUACAAUUUCAUUACAUAUG